AUGAAAGUGUUCAUAAGUUAAUAGAGUAAUAUAGAGUUUAAUUUAUUAUCAGGGGACAGAUUUAGUCUUAGGCACAAAUAUAUUUUAUUAUAUAUUUAGAUUUAUAUAUUUUUAUAUUAUAAAUCUAGCAGUAGUUACCGAUAAGAGAAGGUUACUGUAUGGUGUGUAUUAGGUGUAAAUAACGCCGAGUGAGGAUAAUAAGGCUAAGCUAAGUGCUCUCUCUCUCUCACACACACACACACAGUGAGGUAUAGACUGGGGCUGACUUUCAGCUCCCGGGGUUAUAGAGCGUGUGUGUGUGUGUGUGUGUGUGUGUGUGUACCAUGCCGGUGGUGCUGUGUGGAGGUGUAGCGGUACAGUGGAGAUGAAUCCCCCCUCAGUCAGGCGCAGACACGGGGAUGUGAGAGCCGGAGCCUCCCGGGGUAAACACGGCACUGUCAGUCUGUCCCUGUCCCCGUCUCUGUCUCCAUCAGGAGGACCGGACACAAGUCCUGAGACAGCCAGAGGCACAGGGAGGAGUAACGAAGCUCAGUGUGACUCGUCAUCAGAUGAUGAAGCAGAGAAGACCCUCAUCAUCACCGUCGACAACAAGCAGAGCUGCCCUCGGCAAAGCGGGAAAGCUAAAGGAGGCGUGAAGAGGAAGCGAGAGACAAGUGAUGAAGCAGGACCCCGGAGUCAGGAUGAACUCCAGCCAGAGGUCGAGAUCGACCAGGAGCUGGACAGGGAGCUGGAGAACAAGUCACGGCAGCAUAACCUGACCUCAGCCAACGUGCGCAAUAUCAUACACGAGGUGAUCACUAACGAGCACGUCGUGGCGAUGAUGAAAGCCGCCAUCAACGAGACCGAACCUGUUCCUGUGUUUGAGCCGAAGAUGACGCGGUCCAAACUGAAGGAGGUGGUGGAGAAAGGAGUGGUUAUUCCCACCUGGAACAUCUCACCGAUCAAGAAGGCGAGCAAGUUAAAGGCUCCGCAGUUUGUGGACAUUCCUUUAGAGGACGAGGACUCGUCUGAUGAAGAGUAUCACCCCGAUGAAGAGGAGGAGGACGAGACGGCAGAGGAGACACUUUUGGAAAGUGAUUUGGAGAGCACAGCAUCGUCACCACGCGGCACACGAUUAAACCUCAACAGAUCCUUCAGCGAAUAUGAUGCGGAAAACAGCUGCAGCCCCAGACAGAGUUCGCGCAGGUCAUUGCAGAAGCGCAUGGCGGUUGUGCCCAUGGGCCCCCCUCCCCCCCCGCAGGGCCCCGAGCCCCCGAGAGCCCAGACAGAGUGCAGCUUCAUGGAGAAACUCCACGCGGUGGACGAGGAGCUGGCCAUCGGCUCGGACUGCAUGGACUCCUACCAGUCUCUUACCAGUAGUGGAGUGGUCGGUGAAGAGAGCCUGAUGGCCUUCCGCACCCGUUCCAAGCGGCCCCUGAGAGACGUGCCUCUGGGUCGCUUAGAGGCGGAGCUUCGCGCUCCUGACAUCACUCCGGAUAUGUACGAGUUUGGCUCCGCCCCGGAAGACAGAGAGUGGACGUACUGGCUGCAGGGCCUCAUGAACUCGGACGUGGAGAACGAAGAGGAGGGCGAUGAUGAAGAUGAUCCGGAGUACAACUUCCUGGCCGACAUCGAUGAGCCGGACGUGGAAGAUUACCGGAACGACAAGGCCGUGCGCAUCACCAAGAAGGAAGUCAAUGACCUGAUGGAGGAGCUGUUCGACACUUUUCAGGAUGAAUUAGGAGGUCAGGACGAAGAAGGUCAUGAGGAGGAAGAGGAAAAGGAGGACGAAGACAAUCUCCAUCAAGAGCUACCCAGCAUUCUGGAAAGGAUUCAGUAUGAGGACCCUUUGGCGGACAUCCUGAACCAGCGCUACCGCACAGUGAAGGAGCAGCUGGACGCGAUCCGCAAGCGCAAGGCUCUGUUAGAGAGUAAAGGCGUGUCCAUUCCGGCUAAGCGGCCCAGCAUCUCCGCCGCUUUGUCUCUAAGCCCCACCCAGAAGCUCCGCCUCCAGCAGCACAUGCAACAGCAUGUGCAGCUCCUGACUCAGGUGAACAUGCUGAGCAGGUCAGUGGACGCUCUUCAGACUGAGGCCUACACAGCACGACAGUUCCUGUCAGAGCUGCAGUUCUUCGCGCAGCAGGCAGAGCAGGCGCAGCAGGUCAAGGAUCCUGGGUUCGUCAGCGUCUUCAGGGCCUGUAACCUUCAGGCUGCCGUGACUCUCCUUGAGGAAUUGGAUCAGUCUCCUAAAUCUGACUCUCAGGACCCUUGUCCGGUGUUCCCAGGCUCUCAGAUUCCAGCUGAUUUAGCCUGGUUGAUGGUGACGCGUCCGGUGUUCCUCUACCCGCAGCUACUCCCCGUGGUCAGAGUGCGUCCGUUCAGCCAGAAAGGGCCGUUUACGUCCGCAGAAAACUGUCUGGUGAUUUUAGGCCAUCAGCACCUAAAGGGCACGGUGAAUCCUCUGAAACUCACCUGCCAGUAUCUGCUCGCGGCGAGAAACGUCAUCUGCCUGAGAAUGUACGUCCGCUCGGCGUGUCAGAAACAACGGCCCAACUUCCUGAAGAGCUACUUUCUAGAAGGAAAAUGUCCCCUCAUGCCUUUGGCCUGUGAGAAAGUCAGUCCCAGUGAUCAGCGCCCCCCAGUGGAAAGAGAGACGCGCCUCAUGCCUCGCUGGCUUUCUGAAAAUCUUAAACUGAUCCACAGGGAAGUGCAAAACUACAAUCUUCAGCUUUCUGAUCUUCAACAGGACCAACCCGAUCCGUCCUCUCCACUCCUCAGCUUCGCCCCAGGUACGCGCUAUCCCCCUACCCUCCCCGACUCCCUCGCCCUCGCUCUUAAACCACGGCCUAGAAAAAAGCCGUCGCGUGCUCCCAUUUCUCGGCCCAAACCCCAACCCAGACCACCGCCAUCAGUCACCGACGUGGAGAAAGCUCUAAGUCGUCUACCACCUCUUCUGCCCAAGUGCGUCACGCAGAACGUUCAGCCCGGUCAGAACGUUAACUCCGGGUCCGAGAUGCAGAAAAAAAUCAAAUGUAGAAAUAAGUCUGCUGGGAAGACCAGAGUGGACGCAAAUAACGUUAGAAAUUCAUCUCAGAGAAACGAAGGAAAGCUCAUUAUAACUUUACCCACGGUGCCAGUAACGUCCAGCGGAGAAGUGUCUAGUGUUCCGAGCCAAGGAACUGUGAUCAUGACUUUACCUACCGCGCUCUUAUAUCCUACCCAAGUGUCCCAGACACCUUCAUCCUUUACCCCAGUGGUUAAAGAACACAUGAGUCAGCGCUGUGGGACUUUACUCAAGCUGAGCAUGGGACAGAGACCCAAUCCGAACCCUCUGUCCGUAUCGUCUUCGUUUCUCCUACUGCCUUCAGGCUCUGUAGUUACAAACAGUGCUGAUGUGAACCCUGAGCUUCAGGGUACUUUAGGCAACUUUCCAGAAAGCACAGAGGCAAGUAGAAAUCUUCCAGAUGGCCAUGACGUCCAGGAAAGCGAGACGACGAAUACGCAAGCUCUCAAGGACCUCGAGCACGAGCACGGAGAUGAAGAAUGCAGAGAUCCGUUUCUCACCUUGUCAGAAUCUUCUGGUAGUCCAGGUCCAAGUUUGUCUGGGGAAGAUGAAGCAAUGGAGAGCAGGAUGGACAUGGACAUGGAAGAUAUAGAGGGACAGAGGCAAACGUUAUUGUCUACAGGAGAGAGGGAAUGUGCAGGGAUGCAGGAGGAGGAGUCAGGAAGGUCUUUCCAAAAGCUUCAGGAGGCAAUGAAGAAAUUGUCAAAGCUGGCAUCAGAUCCUGAAGAAAGAAGAGACAAAAGGACAGCUGCAGGAGAGGAAAUCCCAGAGUUUCUUCUACAUGAUGAUCUACCUGACAACGAUCCUCAGAGAGACGUCAAAGACGUCGCCUUUGCACAAGCUUAUUUAGAGAAGGUGUCCGAGGCUCUGCAGGCGGUGCCGGGGAAGGUGGAGGAGUUCCUGAGCGUGCUGUUUGAGUUUGAGCGUCAUCCCGAGGGAAGGACCGCAGUGGAGCUCUUCGCGAGACUCAAACCCAUACUGCACAACCACCCCGAGCUGCUGCGGGACUUCGCCGCCUUUCUACACCCCGAACAAGCCCAGGAGUGCGGCCUGCUGGAGGAGCAGCGGGCGUUUGAGAGGAGCCGGAGGUUCCUGCGGCAGCUGGAGCGCAGUUUCGGGGAGAACUCCAUGCGCUACAGGAGGGUAGUGCGCACUCUUCAGCAGGGGCUACCCAAAACUCACAGGGGCUCAGAGGAGAUGAAGGCCCAGAUAGCUCUGGUCUUUCGUGACCACGCCCACUUGCUGAAGGAGUUCUGGGCGUUUUACGAGCAGCUCCACUCCUCAGUGCGGCGCGAUGAAGAUGAGGAAGAGGACGAGGUGGAGGCCGACAGCGUGUCCGGUGCUCAAGUGGUGCAAAGCGUGGAGCAAAGUCAGGCAGAACAUAAACAAAAUCACGUGCAGAGUGCUGAUGUAAUAAACACAAAUACAGAGAGCUGUAGUGCAGGAAUGAUGGAUGAGCAGAGCGGAGAAGAAGAUCCACAGGCCCACCUCAGAGCCAGGAACUGUUCACGCAUGCCAAGCGGAGAGAAAGUGGUGCUCUGGACAAGAGAGGCAGAUCGUGUGAUACUCACUACCUGUCAGCAGAGCGGAGCGGGUCCAAGCACUUUCACCUCUAUUGCUGCUCGGCUUGGGAACAAAACAGCCACGGAGGUUGCCGCACGCUACCAGGACCUCAUAAAACUGUUCCGCAAAUCCACCAAGCAGCGCAUCACAGCACCUUCGGACACCUCGGGCCAGUUCCACCCGACUGAUGAGAAACUAGACUAGUGCAUGCUCACACUUUAUGGCAGAUAUCCGUUUGGAUUCAUACUGAUCAAAACCCCAACUCCUGAGUCAGAUGAGCUGGUCUUAAGGAAGGAGAACGCGGUUAGGUUUUGAUGUUUUCUCUUAAGUGUAUGUUUCAAUAUGCUGAGUUUAAAUAUCGAUCUAUAUGUAGGAAGUGACUACUGAAAUUGUACUUGAAAAAAGUGCUAGAAUUAAUAUUGUGUUUCAAAAAUGACCGUGCUUAUUCACUUUUGGAAUAAAUGUGAACAGCGGAAAGUGAUAUAGUUGGCAUACAUAACUGUAAAACUUUGAAAACUCUUGGACAACUUGGAAGUGUUUUGUUAAAAACAAGGACAUUGUUUUUAACAAAUGUUACAAUUGAAUUUUGGUAGUGCUGCUGAGAGACGUUUUUCUCCCUCCAGGAUCUUCAGUCCAUUAGUGAUUUGGAUCUGUGCUGAAAGACUGAAAAUGAACUGAAAUUUAUUUUUAUUUGUAUAAUCAGUAUUAAAGUCACAUGGUGGCGUAGUGGUUAGCACUGUGCAGUCUGGCACUUUCAGUGACCGGGUUCGAUUUCCCGCCUCCGGGGCUGUGUGCAUGGAGUUUGCAUGUUCUCCCCGUGUUGGUGGGUUUCCUCCAGGUACUCCGGUUUCCUCCCACAGUCCAGAGACAUGCCGAUUAGGAUAAUCAUCAGUAAUGUAUCAUUGGAUUGGUACCCCGUCUCAAGCCCUGUAUACAGGAUAAAGUGGUAUAGAUAAUGAUAAGUGGGUGAUUUCGACAAAAACAUGCACAACACUGACUGAAAAUAUAUAUAUAAAAAAAAUUCGCAUUUGUAAGAUUUUUUUUUUUUUCUUUUUGUCAGCCUUCAUGUUUUCUACUGAAUUUUCCAUGUGGUGCUUUUUCAUUCAAAGAAACAUGCCAAUAAAAAUGAAUAAAACAG
Molecule: messenger RNA, 5744 nt
Organism: Clarias gariepinus (North African catfish)
Lineage: Eukaryota; Metazoa; Chordata; Actinopteri; Siluriformes; Clariidae
Gene: gon4la
Product: gon-4 like a
Exons: 28
Coding region: 365-4810 (1481 amino acids)
Biological process (GO): regulation of DNA-templated transcription
Cellular component (GO): nucleus
Molecular function (GO): transcription coregulator activity
Source: RefSeq, a predicted model, not a curated record